AUGGAUUGUUAUUUUGGAACAGUUACUAAUGAUGUGUCUUCCAGAAACCCUUUAUUUCUAAUUCAACUGAGUGUUGAUCCUUUGUCAGCAGUAAAAUACUUUGGUUGGCCAUGUCUUAUUCAAAUGAGCAAUGACGCGGCCCUUACGCAACUAAUGCAUGUACUAAUUGCCGAAAAAAACACACAAAAUGUUCCGAAGAAGCUACUUGUACAUAUUGUGCAUCAUAUAACCUCAAGUGUACUUACGUUAAAUCAGUUAAAAAGAGAGGACCAAAAACGGCCAAUAGAUCAGCUAAUGUUUUUGAAAAUAACUUCGCGAGAGAAAGAAAAAUAA
Dentiscutata erythropus is the source of this 333-nucleotide messenger RNA. NCBI's taxonomy places the organism in Eukaryota, Fungi, Glomeromycota, Glomeromycetes, Diversisporales, Gigasporaceae. The record is from the annotation of a GenBank genome assembly.